Messenger RNA from Morchella importuna, 1083 nucleotides. RefSeq lists its product as uncharacterized. The transcript is spliced from 4 exons. The record is from RefSeq and is a predicted model, not a curated record. NCBI's taxonomy places the organism in Eukaryota, Fungi, Ascomycota, Pezizomycetes, Pezizales, Morchellaceae. Gene Ontology annotation, cellular component: Golgi membrane. Gene Ontology annotation, biological process: regulation of ARF protein signal transduction; regulation of endocytosis. The coding region runs from base 1 to 1083 and encodes 360 amino acids. Gene Ontology annotation, molecular function: GTPase activator activity.
AUGUCCAAAAUGUGGGAAAUCGACCCCGAGACCCGGCGCAAGCUCCUCGAGCUGCAAAAGAAGCCUGGCAAUAACGUCUGCUGCGACUGCAACGCCCCCGCCCCGCAAUGGGCCAGCCCCAAGUUCGGCAUCUUCAUCUGCCUCAGCUGCGCCGGCGUGCACCGCGGCCUCGGCGUGCACAUCUCCUUCGUGCGCAGCAUCACCAUGGACUCGUUCAAGCCCGACGAGAUCCUGCGCAUGCAGAGCGGCGGAAACGCAAAGUGCAAGGAGUUCUUUGAGGCCUCCGACGGCUUCCGCGGGGACAUGAGUAUUGCAGAGUUGUAUGGUAGUGUCUUUGGGGAGGAUUAUAAAGAAAAGCUCAGCGCCGACGUCACAAACACCCCCUGGACACGCCCCGUCCGCCCCGCCGGCACAACCACCACCACCACCACCACCACCCCGCUCUCCACCGCCGCCGCCCUCUCCUCCCCCCCACCACCAACCAAAGACCGCAACGAAUCCUUCUUCGCGCGCCUCGGCUCCGCCAACGCCACCCGCCCGUCCACCCUCCCCCCCUCCCAAGGCGGAAAAUACUCCGGCUUCGGCUCCUCCCCCUCCCCCACCCCUACCGCCACCACGGCGGAGGCGCCAACGCUCGACGAGUUCAGCCGCGACCCCGUGGGCGCGCUGACAAAGGGGUUCGGGUUCUUCACGACGCAGGUGGCGCGCAGCGCAAAGACUGUGAAUGAGGCUGUGAUCCAGCCGACGGCGGCAAAGAUUGCGGAGGCGGAGCUGGCGAGGAAGGUGCAGGAUGGGGUGGGGAGCUUGGGGAGGCUUGUUGAUGGCGGGGGGAGGGGUGGUGGUGGGGCGGGGAUUCCGGAGGAGAGGAGGGCGUUUUGGGAUUCGUUUGGGGAGGAGGGGGGGAGGGAGGGGGGGAGGGGGCAUAGUCAUAGUGCGUUGGGGACGGGGGCGGUGAAGAGGGGGAUGGGCGGGGGGCUUGGGGGGAGCGGCGGACAUGGCCACGGCGGUGGGACGGGUGGUGGUGGGGGGGUGGGCGCGAAGAAGAAGGAUGAGUGGGAUGACGAUAAUUGGGAUAAGUUUUAG